Messenger RNA from Microbotryum saponariae, 3478 nucleotides. The record is from the annotation of a GenBank genome assembly. NCBI's taxonomy places the organism in Eukaryota, Fungi, Basidiomycota, Microbotryomycetes, Microbotryales, Microbotryaceae.
AUGACGACGCGCCUCGACUGCCGCCUCGACUGCCGCCUCGAUCGCCGCCUCGAUCGCUCGGACAGACUCGGACGCCAUCGCUUUCGCGCGCGAGUCUUUCUCUUCUCACCUCUCAUCGAUCUCAUCCCCCUCACCAUCGUCCCUCACUGGCCAUCAUGUGAGUACCCCGCGGAGUAUGUAUCAACAGCUUGACUGAAGUAGAACCCACCCGGCCCCGUCCAGGUCCUGGUUCAGUGGCAGUGCCAGCUCGCAACCGCCGCCCCCACCGACCGGGUCUGGUCGCCAGCCAGCACCAGCACCCGCACCCGCACCCUACUACACCGUCCCACCGCCCCAGCCCGCGCGAUCGUCACCGGCCUCGUACCAGAGAGUACCCGCAGCCGCGGACCAGCAACGUCGACCCGGGCCGCAGUACGACUCGGGCUCGGGCCCAGCACCACCCUCGGCGACGAACACGUACCAGCAGCAGCCCCCGUCGCGUGGCGGGGCCCAGACUCGUGGCCAGCAGGGGCAGGGGCAUGGUACACCGGGCCAGUACAACGUCGUACCCAUCCCGCCCGGUCUCGAGGACCUGGCCCACACCAACAAGAUCGUCGUCAGCGAACGCGACUGGCAGGGCGUCAACUACGUCAACGUGCGGCAGCACAUGCGACCGAGCUCGACUCCGUAUUCCAUCCAGUGCGUGCGCUUGCGUGUGGGUGGCAUGUGCGAACCUGAUGCUGACUGAACAUCGCCUUACCACCACUCAGACCCCAUCCCCGAAUCGAGUCCGGAUCGAUCGCGGCCGGCCUCUUGAUUCGCACCCAUCUCGGCUUCUCCAAGCUCGGAGACACCGCCGUGCUCUCCACCCUCGACUCGCUCGGACCCGAUGCUUACCUCGCCAGUCUCGACUUGGAGGUACGUCCAAUUUGGUCUCAGAUCCUCGACGAACGACAGACGACUCAAACUUACUAUGGCUCCGCCACAGGUCGCCUAUUUGCAACGCAAUGCCGAGCCCGAUGAGCCGUACGACACGGACCAGCUGCAACAAAUCUUCCUCAGCGCUUACGACGGCUUGAUGGUCUCGAUCGGCCAACCGAUGGCGUUCGAGUUCAGAGGGCGCAACCUCAAGGUCACUGUCAAAGGGCUGCACCACCUCUCGCUUGGAACGAAGGGAGGGAGUGCUAGCCAGUCGGGCAUCAUCACCUCCGAGACCGAGGUCAACUUUAUCAAGGAUCCGGCCAGUGCGAUCAAGAUCAAGUCGAGUGCCAAAAAGUGAGUGGCAUCAUCACACACUUCGGAACUUCGAGAGAGAGAGAUGUAUUGAUCAAGUCGCUUGCAACAGAGCCCCACCCAAUGCGAUCCUGGCACCCAACUUCAAGUUCGAAGACAUGGGCAUUGGUGGUCUCGACACCGAGUUCUCGGCCAUUUUCCGUCGAGCUUUCGCGUCGCGAAUUUUCCCGCCAGGCCUGGUAGAGAAACUUGGAAUCCAGCAUGUCAAGGGUGAGUGAAUACAGAGCGCACAGAACAUUGCAAAUCGUGCUGACGUUUGGCGUAACUAGGUAUCCUACUGUACGGUCCCCCCGGAACGGGCAAGACCCUGAUGGCUCGACAAAUCGGAAAGAUGCUCAACGCUCGCGAACCCAAGGUCGUCAACGGUCCCGAGAUCCUCAACAAGUUUGUCGGUCAAUCCGAAGAGAACAUCCGCAAGCUCUUCGCUGACGCGGAGAAGGAGGUCAGUUUUCGGCGAUAUGCUUUUCGCUCUAGAGGAGACGAGGGCUUAGCUGACACCAUGGAUUGUUGUGAUGCGCGAUGUUAGUACAAGGAGAAGGGUGACGAGUCGGGGUUACACAUCAUCAUCUUUGAUGAGCUGGAUGCGAUUUGCAAACAACGUGGCUCGACCAAUAACGGAACGGGUGUAGGAGAUUCGGUCGUCAAUCAGUUGCUGUCCAAGGUAGGUUCGGACCUCCCCGCCAGAUGAUGAAGGGAGGGCUGGCGACGCUGACACACCCACGAAUUACAGAUGGAUGGUGUUGACCAACUUAACAACAUCCUUAUCAUCGGUAUGACAAAUCGAAUCGACAUGAUCGACGAAGCGCUCACUCGACCCGGUCGACUCGAAGUACACAUUGAGAUCUCGCUGCCCGAUGAGAAUGGGCGAGUACAAAUUCUGACAAUCCAUACCGCCAAGAUGAGAACCAAUGGCGUGAUGGGCAAAGACGUCGACCUACAUGAGUUGGCGAAUUUGACCAAGAACUUCUCUGGUGCCGAGAUUGGGGGUUUGGUCAAGAGUGCGACAAGUUUCGCUUUCAAUCGACAUGUCAAGGUAGGUCACGAACGAGAGCAUACUCGAGGUCGGCGAGCGACUGGUCUUCCCGCUGACGAGUUCCUCAAAAUUUGCAACAGGUCGGGACGUUGGCUGGUAUCAGUGAUGACAUCGAUCAGAUCCAAGUCGGGCGAGAAGACUUUAUGCACGCUCUGGACGAGGUGCAACCUGCGUUCGGUGUCAACGAGGAGGAGCUGCAGCAGGUCGUCCAGAACGGUAUCAUCCACUUUGCUGAUCACGUUUCUGUGAGUCCUCUAUCUGCCCAAGUCGCUUUUGGCCUACGAACAAGAGCUUAUCCGAGUUCAUACUCAUGCACCGCAGAACAUUCUUCAAGACGGUAAACUCUUCGUCGAGCAAGUGCGUUCCUCGACUCGAACACCGCUCGUGUCGCUCCUGUUGCACGGCCCGAGUGGAUCGGGCAAGACGGCGCUCGCGGCCACCAUUGCCAUGGCUUCAGGCUUCCCUUUCAUUAAACUUAUCUCGGCCGAGAAAAUGAUCGGCUUCAACGAAGGUGCCAAGAUCCAGUACCUCAACAAGGUAUUUACGGACAGUUACAAGAGUCCUUUGAGUGUGAUCGUCGUGGAUGGGAUUGAGAGGAUCUUGGGUGCGUUGCAUACUCCUUCUGGACGGGUGAUCGCGCUGGUGCUAACGGCUUUCUCUGGGAACUGGUGAUGCACAGAAUACGUUCCCAUCGGGCCCCGAUUCUCGAACGGCGUUUUGCAGGCUUUGAUUGUCUUGCUCGCCAAGCGACCGCCAAAGGUAAGAGCGCGAGGCAGCCUUCCUUCUUUUUCGGCGGGCUUUGAGCUUACCGAAUGGACUAUCUUGACGUGUAAAAAGGGCCGUCGUCUCCUCAUCAUCUCGACGACGUCCAAUCGUCGUAUGCUGCAAGAGAUGGAUGCGCUCGACGCUUUCGCCUCAGAACUCCGCGUGCCCGCCCUCUCGACCCUGCGUCAGAUCGACUACAUCCUCCGCGACGUCCAACUCUUCCCCAGUAAGGAAGAAGGCCAACGAGCAAUGCAACUCUUGGUCCAAGCCGGUUUCGGCGAAGAUACCAAGGUCGAAGGUCUGAGUUUGGGCGUCAAGAAGUUGUUGGGUAUCGCUGAGAUGUGUAGGCAAGAGCCCGAGGGGAGAGGGGACAAGUUGGUGCAGAGCUUGAUGGAGUUGCAGUAUUGA